This is a messenger RNA of Notothenia coriiceps (black rockcod), 6294 nucleotides long. RefSeq names its product plexin-A2. The record is from RefSeq and is a predicted model, not a curated record. Gene Ontology annotation, molecular function: semaphorin receptor activity. NCBI's taxonomy places the organism in Eukaryota, Metazoa, Chordata, Actinopteri, Perciformes, Nototheniidae. Gene Ontology annotation, biological process: regulation of cell migration; semaphorin-plexin signaling pathway. Gene Ontology annotation, cellular component: plasma membrane; semaphorin receptor complex. The transcript is spliced from 28 exons. The coding region runs from base 1 to 4098 and encodes 1365 amino acids.
AUGCGGUGCUCGAGGAGGGAUCGGUGUUUGAGGGCGGAGGAGGCUUUCCGUUUCGCCACCGACAUUGAUCGCUGUGUGAAGGUCAUCGCUCACCCCGACAGCAUCGCUGUGUCAGCACAUAGUGUCCCUCUUCUGCUGGAGGUGAAUAAUGUUCCAGACCUUUCUCCUGGGAUCACCUGUUCCUUCGGAGAGCAGGCUGGAGUGGAGGGUCAUGUCAACGGGAACAGGGUUAUGUGUCUAUCCCCGGCUGGGAAGGAGGUCCCUCGGAUACCAGAAGGACAAGACUGGGCCGGCGUAGAGCUCCGUCUAAACUCAAAGGAGACGGGUCGAAUGGUCGCCAGCACGGAGUUGAAGUUCUACAACUGCAGCACCCAUCAAACGUGUCUGUCCUGUGUGAACAGCACUUUUCGCUGUCACUGGUGUAAAUAUCGCAACCUCUGCACCCACGAUCCCAGCAGCUGUUCCUUCCAGGAGGGCAGAGUCAACGCCUCAGAGGACUGCCCUCAGCUCCUUCACUCCGGGGAGAUUCUCCUUCCGGCCGGUGAGGUCCGACCCAUCACCUUGAAGGCCCGGAACCUUCCCCAGCCGCAGUCGGGCCAGCGGGGCUACGAGUGCGUGGUGCAUGUGCAGGGUGUCAGGCACCGUGUCACGGCGCUGCGCUUCAACAGCACCAGCGUGCAGUGCCAGAACAGCUCGUACAUGUACGAGGGUGUGAAGAUCAGUGACCUGGCAGUGGACCUCUCCAUCGUAUGGAACGGCAAUUUCAUCAUCGACAAUCCCGAGAAGAUUAAAGUGCACCUCUACAAGUGCAGCGCCCAGCGGGACAGCUGUGGCAUGUGUCUGCGGGCGGAUAGGAAGUUUCAGUGUGGGUGGUGUAGCGGCGAGGGCCGAUGCACCAUGAAGCAGCACUGUCUUCCCAUCUCCCCCUACGCUAGCCGCUGGCUGGACCUCUCUGCCAGGAAUGUCAAGUGUACCAACCCACGCAUUACUGAGGUGAGCCCAGUGGCAGGCCCUGUGGAGGGGGGCACCCUGGUCACCAUCCAGGGCCUGAACCUGGGUUUAUCCUUCUCUGAGCUGGAGGGGAACGUGGAGGUGGCGGGGAUGCAGUGCACCCCACAGGAGGAGGGAUACAUUACUGCAGAACAGAUUGUGUGUGAGAUGGCAGCAGCUCCUAAAGGAAGUGCUCCAGGUCCAGUUAAGCUGUGCAUUGGCGAAUGCAGACCAGAACUACGCACACAGUCCUCCCAGCUCUACUCCUUUGUGACCCCUUCAAUGCUGGCUCUGACCCCAGGCAGAGGACCUGAAUCUGGGGGCACCAAGGUCACCAUUGUGGGGGAGAAUCUGGGUGCUGGAAGCACUGUAACCGUGUACUUUGGGAAUCAGACCUGCGAGCUGUACAGGAGGAGCAUGUCGGAGAUCGUGUGCUUCUCUUCACCGUCCGUGACGAAAGCCGGACCGGUGCGAGUCAGUUUGAGUGUGGACCGGGCCAACGUUCCUGGGAGUCUGGCCUUUGAGUACAUAGAGGACCCCACAGUACAGCGCAUUGAACCCCUGUGGAGCAUCACCAGUGGACACACAACCCUGACAGUGACUGGAACAAACCUGGAUGUGGUUCAGGAGCCGCGAGUCAGAGUCAAAUAUGCCGGCCAUGAAUCUGUCAAUGUGUGCAAAGUGCUGAACACAACCACCAUCAGCUGCUUCGCCCCCUCUCUGAAAGCAGAGUACACUGCAGACCAGGAGACGAUCAAACACGUGGAUGAGUUCGGCUUCGUCUUCAACAACGUCCAAGCUCUGCUCACCUACAACAACACAAGCUUUGUCUACUACCCCAACCCGUACCUGGAGCCCCUCAGUCUGACCGGGGUCCUGGAGCAGAAACCUGGAGCUCCAAUCAUACUCAAAGGACGUAACCUGGUGCCGUCUGCUUCUGGUGGAGCCCGGCUGAAUUACACGGUGCUGAUUGGAGACACGCCCUGCACCCUCACUGUGACCGACACUCAGUUACUCUGCGAGCCACCCAACCUCACGGGGCAGCACAAAGUCCUGGUCCAAGUAGGAGGACUUCACAUCUCUCCAGGAGAAGUUCACAUCCGGUCCGACAGCCUUCUCACUCUUCCUGCCAUCUUCAGCAUCACAGCUGGAGGAGGGCUGCUCCUCAUCAUCGUCAUUAUCGUCCUGCUGGCCUACAGACGGAAAUCACAUGAGAACGAUCUUACUCUGAAGCGCCUGCAGAUGCAGAUGGACAAUCUGGAGUCCCGCGUGGCUCUGGAGUGCAAGGAAGCUUUUGCAGAGCUGCAGACAGACAUCAACGAGUUAACCAGUGAUCUGGACAGAGCCGGCAUACCUUACCUCGACUAUCGCACUUACGCCAUGAGGGUUCUCUUCCCCGGCAUCGAUGAUCACCCAGUGCUCAGAGAGCUGGAGGUGCCGGGGAGCGGACAGGCGAAUGUGGAGAAAGCCUUGAAGCAGUUUGCUCAGCUGGUGAAUAACAAGGUUUUCCUGCUGACAUUCAUCCGCACACUGGAGCUGCAGCGCUCCUUCUCCAUGCGUGACCGCGGCUACGUUGCCUCGCUCAUCAUGACCGCUCUGCAGGGGCGGCUGGAGUACGCUACUGACAUCCUCAAACACCUGCUCUCCGAUCUCAUAGAACGCAACCUGGAGAGCAAGAACCACCCCAAACUACUCCUCCGCAGAACCGAGUCCGUGGCAGAGAAGAUGCUGACAAAUUGGUUUGCCUUCUUGCUACACAAAUUUCUCAAGGAGUGUGCUGGCGAGCCUCUCUUCAUGCUGUUCUGUGCCAUCAAACAGCAAAUGGAGAAGGGACCAAUAGACUCAAUCACUGGAGAGGCUCGCUAUUCCCUCAGCGAGGACAAGCUCAUCAGACAGCAGAUUGAAUACAAGACGCUGACGCUGAGCUGUGUGAACCCAGACAAUGAGAACAGCCCCGAAAUCCCUGUCAAGGUGCUCAACUGUGACACCAUUACCCAGGUAAAAGAGAAGAUCCUGGAUGCGGUGUACAAGAACAUGCCGUGCUCACAGCGACCACGGGCUGCAGACAUGGAUCUGGAGUGGCGGCAGGGCAGAACAGCGCGUGUGGUCCUGCAGGAUGAGGACAUCACCACCAAGAUAGAGAGUGACUGGAAGAGACUCAACACACUCAUGCACUACCAGGUGUCGGAGCGCUGCGUGGUGGCCUUGGUGCCCAAACAGAUGUCUUCUUUCAAUAUUCCUUGCUCAGCCAGCUUCCCACGCAGCAUCAGUAGAUACGGUGUGGACGUUUCCUUCCGCUCCACGCCCACCAGCCCUGACAGCCCACACUCCCGUGUGCCCAUGCUGACCCCUGACAUGGAGAGCGGGGUCAAGGUUUGGCACUUAGUCAAGAACCACGACCACGGGGACCAGAAAGAGGGCGAACGCGGCAGCAAGAUGGUGUCUGAGAUCUACCUGACGAGGCUACUAGCUACAAAGGGCACCCUGCAGAAGUUUGUGGACGACCUGUUUGAGACCCUGUUCAGCACUGUGUGUCGGGGCACCGCCCUGCCGCUCGCAAUCAAAUAUAUGUUUGACUUCCUGGACGAGCAGGCCGACAAGCACGGCAUCCACGACACGGACGUCCGUCACACCUGGAAGAGCAACUGCUUGCCCCUGCGCUUCUGGGUUAACGUGAUCAAGAAUCCCCAGUUUGUGUUUGACAUCCAUAAGAGCAGCAUCACGGACGCCUGUCUGUCGGUGGUGGCCCAGACCUUCAUGGACUCAUGCUCUACUUCUGAGCACCGUCUGGGCAAAGACUCACCCUCCACCAAACUGCUCUACGCCAAGGACAUACCGCAUUACAAGAGCUGGGUAGAAAGGUACUACGCUGACAUCAACCGCCUGCCUGCCAUCAGUGAUCAGGAUAUGAAUGCCUAUCUGGCUGAACAGGCCCGCCUUCACUCCAGUGAGUUCAACAUGCUCAGUGCCCUCCAUGAGAUCUACACUUACGUCAGCAAGUACAGCCAAGAGAUUAUUGAGGCACUGGAGCAGGAUGAACAGGCCCGGAAGCAGAAGCUGGCAUACAAACUGGAGCAGAUCAUCGCAGCCAUGUCUAUAGAGAGCUGAGACACCUCCAUACAGACAGACACACAAACACUACAACACAUACUUUAACAGAUGAGUAUUAAACCCAUCAGCAACACAUGUGGUACUCUCAUGCACACGUGAACACACACAUACAAUCACACCUAAGCACCUAUACACACACACACUCAAAUCCUGAUGUACACUGUCAUUGCAGACUCAAUGGACCUACUUUAUAAACAAACGAAAGAGAUUAAUACACGCAUACAAAUGUACAUACACACUCCGCAGCACACAGAUCGUCCCAAAGCACGACUUUUGAAUCCCAUGUCAUCGUUUUUUCAGAAGAAACUCCAGCAGGCAAACACCCAACUUCUAAAACGCUCCUAUAGGAGAGACACAAAGACGAUUUGGGCCAUCACGGUUGCUGAAUUCGCAGCCAAUUCUUUUCUGCUGGGUAAUGGUUGUCUUUGUAGUCGGUGCUUAUACUAAAUGUGUGUGUGUGGCAUGGCUGGAGCUCUGAAGAGAACAGCACUUAAUAAAAGAAUGACUCAACUUGAAAAGUCACUGGAGGAGCGCAACAAAGACAGGAGCCAAUUUAAUGGGAUGGCACGUUUCAAAAUACUUUUUAUAUGUCAAAGAUGAAGGACUCGUGUUCGCAGUACAUAUCACGGACUUGGACUGACAUCGCUGUUUGGAGCAGAGAUGUGUGUAACUUUGUGUUGCUAAGCCUUUCCCUAUUGCCUUUUAAAGGCUUACUAAAGAGAAAACUAAAGACUUUGAUGCCAUUACUUUUCAUUUCCACACUUGAAGCUCCCUGUCCUUGUUUUAAAUGAAGAUUUAGUGAAUCGCAACUCCGCCAGGGAUUGAACAGUACACAAUUUGGCAUUGAAAAAGGUGAGGGUCCGGCUCUACAGCACUGCAAACCUUCAAAUAUGAAAUAUAUGUAGAUAUAUUUCCGGACCAAAUCCCGGGGUUUUUGUGCCAAAUAUAAUAUGUCUCAUGUUUCAUUCAUGUUAAAUGCUCCUGUAGAAUUUAUUAAUAAUACAUGUCAUUGUACGGAAAAGAUCCCAUUUAAGAUAGGACAUUUUGUACAGUGAUGAUCUAUAGACCACCAAUUCGGCCGUUCAAAGAUAAGUGGAGACCAAAUUGAACUGUAGCAGAAAGCAUGAUUAAUGAUGCUUUAAGUCUGAUCAAGAAACAGAUUAGCCAAGCCCUGGCCAACAGCGCCCCCCUCCCCCUCCCCUGUCUCAUCAGUCAUUGUUUACAUUAAGCGCGAUACUUGAAAUUCACAAAGUGUACGAGAUAUUAAGAACACCUGCUGCUCCUGUGAAGUAAUCCGAUCAGAUUAAGUUUGAUGAAGGCUUUGAUGCCUUAUUGAUCCUCCCAAAAAAAUGUAUUUUGAACAUAACCUGGAAAUCAAAUGUAAGAAACUAGCUGGGAGGAGUUUUCUCCCUGGAGAUAUUUAAGCUGUGGGUGCCCCAAAAGAGAGUGUAGCGGUAUAAAGUAGGUGAUUUUAAUAUUUUGUCCACAGAGUGGAUAUGAUUAUUGAUACAUGUAUUUGGAUCAGCAUAUGGUCCUGUUGCUUCACAGCUCUUAACAUCCUUCCAUCUUCCAGCAUAAAGUUCACGUGUUUUUAUUUUGCGUCCAUAUGUACAUUUGACCUAAUUGCUUGCUGUGUCCUUGCUGCUGUAUUUAUAGAGUGCCAUAUCUUAAACUCCAAACGAUUAUCAUGAUGAAAAAUCCAGUCUGAGGCAUCGCGGUCAUUCAGGUUUUUAGUUUUGAUUGUUUGUAUUUCACCCAUUGCAAUGCUGAAAUAUGAACUUAUUUCUGUGCUUUAGGCUGUUUCAUCGCUCAAUGUAAAAGUCACAUGGACUGUCUAUCAGUGUCUUUCCGGAGCGCUGCUCCUUUUACCAUUUCAGUAUCAGUGGGGUUAAUGUGCUCCCCACAGGACCUUUAUUCAUGCUAUUCUAGAAGAGCAAGAUAAAAUUAUAUAAAUAAUAAAUACAUUUCCUGUUAAGUGUUGAAAUAUGGCAGAACUCAUCUGUUUCAUGUGUGGUUUGAUGAUGAUAAUUUAUAAAUGUGUUGUGCAAUACACUGUCAGACAUUUAAACUGUAAUGUUUUUUAAACUAUAUAUUGUUGUAAAAAUAUUGUACAUAAAAAAACACUCCUAUUUUGCAAGCAAAAGAUUCACUUUGUACUGUUGUUAUACAUUAAAUGCGCAGCUGAUGAAAAGG